AUGCCGUCUUCAACGACAGACUCCGUGGCAUCCACAACCAAGACCACUGGUGAUCUGAAGGAACCAACUGCGAACCAUCCUAAUUAUCCCUCUGCCAGUCCCUACCAUGCAGAGCUCGAACCUGUGACUUCGCGGACAGGCGCACACAACCUGCCUGACCCGGGUGAGGAACCGGAUGCCGAACUUGAAAAGGCACUUGAUCAGCAUGAGAAACCUCCGCCAGCUCUUGACCCCAGUGCGUUUCCCGAUGGAGGCGCGAAGGCUUGGUUGGCCGUUCUCGGUGGAUUCUUCUGCAUGUUCUGCAGUUUCGGCUGGAUUAAUUGCAUUGGUGUUUUCCAGGACUAUUAUACCACGCACAUGUUGAAGCAAUACUCGCCGAGUGUCGUUGCAUGGAUUCCAUCCCUCGAAGCCUUCAUGAUGUUCUUUGGCGGUCCAUUUAUCGGUGCCAUUUACGACAACUUUGGGCCCCGCUACCUCCUCUUGGCCGGAAGCUUCUUCCACGUCUUCGGCAUCAUGAUGACUUCCCUUGCAAAGAAAUACUACCAGUUCAUCCUCGCUCAGGGAAUCUGCAGUGCCCUCGGUGCUAGCUGCGUCUUUUACCCAGCCAUGACAUGUGUCAGCACUUGGUUCUUCAAAAAGCGUGCCCUCGCCAUGGGAAUCAUGGCCAGUGGAUCCAGCUUGGGCGGUGUCAUCUUUCCCAUCAUGGUCGAGCAUCUCAUUGGUGACGUCGAUUUUGGAUGGACUAUGCGAAUCUGCGGUUUCUUGAUCCUUGCUCUACUUACUAUCUCGAAUGCCACUUUGACAUCGCGCCUUCCGCCAACGCGCAAGCCAGUGGUCCUCUCGGACUUUGUCACACCUUUCACCGAAGUACCAUUUGUGCUGGUGACUUUUGGUGGCUUCCUCUUCUUCUUCGGCAUGUUCUUGCCCUUCAACUUUGUCAUCAGUGAGGCCGUCGAGAUUGGCAUGUCUCAACGCCUGGCAGGAUAUCUGCUUGCUGUGCUCAAUGCCGAUAGUACCUUUGGCCGUAUCAUCCCGGGAUACCUUGGUGACAAGCUCGGACGUUUUAACGUCCUGACAGUCAUGUCAUACUUUGCCGGUAUCUUGGUUCUGGCUCUCUGGUUGCCUGCCAAGGCCAAUGCGCCAAUCAUCGUCUUCUCCGGCCUAUAUGGUUUUGCUUCUGGAGCAUUUGUCUCCAUGAUUCCCGCCUGCGUCGCUCAGAUCUCGGAUAUUCGCAAGAUUGGUGUCCGUAAUGGCGCUCUCUUCGCUGUUGUCUCCUUUGCCGCUCUCACUGGCAGUCCUAUUGGUGGCGCCCUGGUGUCGCACCACCAUGGCUCCUAUAAGCAGCUGCAGAUCUUCGCCGGUGUCAUGCUCCUUGCCGGCAGCACUUGCUUCCUCAUGGCCCGAAUGGUCCUGGCAGGACCCACGCUCAAGAAGGUCUAA
Xylona heveae TC161 is the source of this 1440-nucleotide messenger RNA. RefSeq names its product MFS general substrate transporter. Gene Ontology annotation, biological process: transmembrane transport. The transcript has 5 exons. The record is from RefSeq and is a predicted model, not a curated record. The coding region runs from base 1 to 1440 and encodes 479 amino acids. NCBI's taxonomy places the organism in Eukaryota, Fungi, Ascomycota, Xylonomycetes, Xylonales, Xylonaceae. Gene Ontology annotation, molecular function: transmembrane transporter activity. Gene Ontology annotation, cellular component: fungal-type vacuole membrane.